Messenger RNA from Thlaspi arvense, 965 nucleotides. NCBI's taxonomy places the organism in Eukaryota, Viridiplantae, Streptophyta, Magnoliopsida, Brassicales, Brassicaceae. The record is from the annotation of a GenBank genome assembly.
AGAAAACCUCAUGGAGUGAUAUAAAACAUUAUCUCGAAUAAAGGACCCAGCCUUUUUUUUUGUUCGGUUAUAUUUUUUAUUUAUUUUUUCAAAAGAGAGCAAGACUAUGGGAAGUGUACAGUUGAAUGGUUCAGGCUUAGUCGCUUCUCUAUCUCCAAAUCAUAACUUUAGCCAUAAGACCAAACUUUGUAAUCUAAAGUCGUCCUUCUUACGCUCAAAACACAUUAAUGCCACCAGAUUGUGCCGAGCCAAAACCAUUCGGGCCACAAGCACUGCACCAGCGAGCCAGCCUUCAGUCGCAGCUGAGCCCGACGACGAACCACCCGCUGUCGAUUUUGCGUUCGUCCAUUCGGUGUUGUUACCGGACGGGACACCGGACGUGCAUUGGAGAAGAGCGUGCGGUGGACAGAAACUUAGAGACAUAAUGUUGGAUUCUAACAUCGAACUCUAUGGUCCUUACGGUAAGGCCUUGUCAAAUUGCGCAGGAGUAGGAACUUGCGCUACUUGCAUGGUCGAGAUUGUAAAUGGAAAGGAGCUUUUAAAUCCACGAACUGACAUUGAGAAGGAGAAACUCAAAAGGAAACCAAAAAACUGGAGACUCGCUUGUCAAACCCACGUGGGAAAUCCAGAUUCUACCGGAUUGGUCGUGAUACAACAAUUGCCAGAGUGGAAAGCUCAUGAAUGGAAUAUCCCUAAGAAUUUACCUGAUGAUGAUGAUCCCGAAACAUCUACGUGAAACCAUCCACUAUGGAGUAAUAUUGUUACUACUAUAUCAUAAAACUGUAACGAUCCAUUUUUAAAAAAAUGUAUGUCGAUAAUUUAACCAUAUAUACAGCAAUUUGUUCUAAUCAACACAACAAUAACAUUCAACUUUCUCCAUGGCUUGACACCUCAAUUUUUUUAAGUUUUAUAAACAUGAUACCUCAACAAAAAUAAUCAUCAAUCAAAACAUUUUAUUAAUCUCA